This is a messenger RNA of Aspergillus niger, 495 nucleotides long. RefSeq lists its product as hypothetical. The record is from RefSeq and is a predicted model, not a curated record. Lineage: Eukaryota; Fungi; Ascomycota; Eurotiomycetes; Eurotiales; Aspergillaceae. Bases 1 to 495 code for a protein of 164 amino acids. The transcript is spliced from 5 exons.
AUGGCUAUGUGUCCGUGCUUAAGUAGGGUUAGUUUCAACUUCCUUCCGCCGGCUAGAAUAGAUAGAACUGGGUUGCACGGCAGCUCUUCAUGUCGGUUGGCUGUAGGGUGGGUGACGUUUACAUUUGGGAUCGUCCGUCUAGAUCCACCGGGUGAGAGUGAAGGGGGUGCCAUGGACCACAAUGGGAGGAAGCUGGUUUAUAAGGCGGUAAUCGCCCUUUGUUGGGAGGGAGCCGGGAGGGAAGAGCUCCCCGGAGACUCCGGGACAACCGUUUCGUUGUCGACAGCUGGCAUCAAGCUCGUACCUGUCUGGCUGACAACCACACCUUACGCCUUCAGAGACCAGAGAUCUGACCUGACCAGCUUAGCUGGACCGAGCACUGUCGUUACCCCAGGUUUUUUCCCAUUCAUGGGUCAAAACUGGCAGGAUUUGAACAGCAGCAGAAUCAUCAAGAUCGAUGUGGAUAUAACGUCCCAAUUCUACAAUCAAAUGUAG